GAUUUUUGUGUAACUUGUUAAAAUGUUAACUUGACGCCUUUUGGACCUUCAGAGAAGCAGAACUUUGGCCCGGUUCACCAGGUCCAGAUAUCCUCUCACUGGCCACUUUAUUAGGCACACCUGAUUGGAGAAACGUCUGCUCCUUGGACCAGAUUGACCUGAUGACAUCACAGUUGCUGCAGUUUCCAUGAGCAACGUUGGUGUUGCUGCCAGAACCUUUAUAUGGUUCUGUUGCAGACUCCAGGUUCAGUCGGGUUAGGGUGAGCAGAACCUCUGGACCUUUUUCUCUGGAGGUCAGUGAAAGGUCAACAGGAAGUUGUAAGAUGUGCAAACAGCCUUGGCUUCGUUUGGUUUGGCUUUAAAACCUCUGGAAAACCAUCAGGACGAGUUGUUGCUAUGACAACGCGUCCUGUAUUGAGGGCAGGUGAGUCAGGUGAGUGUCUCCUGCUCAGGUCCUCCUGUCGGGCCCUCGGCUCCCAGCGUCCCCGUCAGACCGCCGGCCCUCUGAGGAUGUCGGACCUUGUGAUCCUGCUGGGCUCCAGCUUCGGGACCGGGACCGGAAUGGACCCCCGAGCCACACAAACGCUCGCUGUGCUGUUUCUGGUGGCUGGCACACUGGUUUCCAUGACGACCACAAGCUCACCUGCUGCAGUUGUGUUGGAUUUGAACAGGACAAUGGGGUCGUCAUCACAUAAUUCAUCACCCGCCCCCGCCAGGGGGGCCUCAGACUUUGGUUACCAUGGUAACAGCGCUGGAGCCGGUUCAGCAGAGGACCAGGAAGCUGGUGCUCAGGGCAUCCACCUACUGCUGAGACCUCCAGACCUGCUGGCCCCCAGUCUCCCCCCAGUACUCCCCCCACACAGCCAGCCCACCCUCACCCCUCCACCCCCCUGGGAGCAGGGCCCCUCCCUAGAGGAAGCAUGGGGCUCUGGGGACUACCUGGAGACUCUGUCCUUCAUGGUGCCUGACGGGGAGGAACUGGGCCUUGCCACACCACUACCAAGCCACCCUUGGGACGAGGACUCUGAUGGGGACUGGGUCUCUUAUGACACGGCCUUCCCGGCCCGUCCAACACUCCCUCUGUUUUCCCGUCCCCCCAUCACCCCCUCCUCCACCCCUACUGUUCCUCUGCACACCCACACUGCCCAUCUGGAUGUUUUUUCCACAUGGGAUGAGGAAUAUGACCUGGAGGACAUGAUGCCUCUGGAACCGACGGAGGUGCUGCUGCCGGACAUGAACAGUCUGGAGUACUACACCAACCUUCUGGCCCGGGAAAAGCAGAAGGAGAUGGAGGACCAGAUACCUGGUACCAAGUCCAGACCCUCCAUUACUCCCACAACAACACAAACUCGCCUUUCCCCUCUGACCCCAGUCCCAACCCUCAGUGGGUCUCCACCAGAUCUAGAGCAUAAACAUCCACCACGAGGACCCUUCCCUCCCGUCACUCCCUCACCUUCUCUUACAAGUGAAAAGUCACCUACUCUACCAAGCUCCUCCCAAACCCCUUCCACUCCUGCUCCACCUUUUACAAAAACCAAAGGCCAUGGUCCAGGCCUCCCUCCUCGACCCCCAUCUAACACUACCAGCCAGGUGCCACCCCCUCCCCCACUGGGACCACCGGUUCGGCCUGUCAAACCAGAACGACCAUCAGUGAUCACAGAAAAAACAGCUAAACCUCCAGCCAUAACGACUACCACCCAGAUUACCUCCAUCAGCCUCACCAGAGGGCCCCCAGUUACCACACCCAAAGGGGCCCAGACUCCGCUCACCAGACCGUACCUGUGCAACGUCACCAAGCCUGAGCUGUAUCUGGUCAGAGUGGUGAGUUCUAAAGGCUCAUCGGCCGGGUUCAGUCAUGUCCGCGAUGUCCUGAGGAGAGAGUUCAACCGCUCAAUAGAGCUGCAGUUCCUGAGAACUCCAUCCAGUUUUGCCUUUCGUGUCGUGUCUGGACCAAUGAUAUUCACUGCCGUAUCUGUCAUCAACGCUCUCCGUCAGUCACCGCGCAGUUCAGGCCCCCUUCCUACAGUUUCCCCUCUUUAUACCAUCCCUGACCUCUGGUACCAGAUCCACUCGGUGCUGCAGUUUGUUCCCACCCAUGUUGACGUCAGAGUGUGCAACUUUAGUGAAAGGGUGGAGCGAGGGCUGAUGAUGGCAUAUGCAGAGAGCCGAAGGAGGUCACAUGAGGCAGGAAACAUCACUGUCCAGCUGCUGAACAUCACAAUGAGCAAAGGCUGGCCAGCAGUGGGGCAGAAGGUUCCUGUUGACAUCACUUUCGCUGUACGAGAUGGGAGGGGCUACUUGGCGGGGUCAGAGGUUAGCGAACACCUGAGGAAGCUCAGCUUGGUGGAGUUCAGCUUCUAUGUUGGAUUUCCUGCUCUGCAGAUUGCAGAACCCUUCCACUAUCCGGAGCUAAAUAUGUCCCACCACCUGCGUGACACGUGGGUCCGUACAGUCCUGCUGGGUGUUCAUGAGCAGCAGGUGGCUGAGAGGAGUUUUAAAGCUCGUCUGGAAAGACGACUGGCUGUGCUACUGGAGGAAGGACUGCAGGAGACCAGCAGGAGGCGCUGGAGAAGAGCAACCGCUGUGGGCAACAACAGUUUGCAGGUGGUGCGGAUAUCCAGGCUGUCCGGUCCAGAGCGCCCCCUGGAGGUGUUUUACUUCGUAGAGGGUCCCGGUGGGGAGAGGGUCCCGGCAGAGCUAACUGUAGCCACCAUGAACCGCCUGGACCUUCAGAGGGCCGCCAUUGUUCUUGGACACCGAGUCCAGAGGCCUCUGGCUCAACCUGUAGAGACUCUUUCUGUUCCUCCGGCUGAGACUCAGAGCAGCAGCAUUUGGUUGAUCGUAGGGGUGGUUGUCCCUGUCCUACUGGCUGUCUUCAUUAUCAUCAUUCUCUACUGGAAGCUUUGUGGGUCUGAGAAGCUCGAGUUUCAACCAGAUGCCAUCAACACCAUCCAGCAGAGGCAGAAGCUUCAAGCUCCUAGUGUCAAAGGCUUUGACUUUGCAAAGCUCCAUCUUGGUCAGCACAGUAAAGACGACAUCAUGGUAAUCCAGGAGACGGGCCCACUACCUGCCCCAAUAAAAGAGGCCACGCCCUCCGAUGGUGGAGAGCUCAACACUCCCAAGUCCAAAGGAUCAUCCACUAAAGCAGCACGUUCAAGUCGCCGCAGGGGAAGGCUCAGCCCUUCAGACGAAGACUCGUUAGGAAGUGAGCAGUCCAGCGGCAGGGAGUCGGCAGAGGAAAGCACCAGACCUGUGGCCACACCCAGUGAGGGCAAACACCACAGGAAGGCCCCUAAAAAUGGGAGGAGCAAAAUAGCGGUCCCACCAGGCAGCGGUCCAGAUGAACUUCUCUCCUCAUCCUCCAUCUUUGACCAUGUUGACCGUCUCUCCCGUGGCUCUUCAGAUGGAACCCGUCGCCAGGCCAACAAGGUGCAACUUAUUGCCAUGCAGCCGCGACCAAGUCCGCCUGCGGCACACGGCCCGCCACAGCCGAGUCCCUCCCUCACUGAAAAGGUCAAUACUGAGGUGGCACUAAGGCACAAGUCUGAGAUCGAGCAUCACAGGAACAAACUGCGCCAACGUGCAAAGAGGCGGGGCCAGUGCGAGUUUCCUUCCAUGGACGACAUCAUGGAUGCUUUUGGAGACGGUCCGGUUCAGAGCGAAGCGGCCCAGCGGCUCUACAGCUCCGCCCACGACCACAUGGACUGCAUCCUUCAGGCCGAGGGAGCCUCACCUCUGACCCCCGCAGACUCCAGGAAAAGAGGGAGGCGCUCUCCUCGGGGCCGGAGGCCUCAUCAAGGACCAGGAAGUCUUCCAGAUACAGACAGAGAUCGGCUGCUCACAGACCAGAGCGCCACCUACAGGAAGUACCCCGGACUCAACAAUGUAGCGUACAUGUCGGACCCUGACUUGCCCCCAGACCACGGCAGUCCCUCCCCUACUGAUGAGGUCUUUGACUCAGCCCCAGCUCCCCCUCCUUACAUGCCCCCCCAGCCUUCUAUUGAGGAAGCCCGGCAGCAGAUGCACUCCCUGCUGGAUGACGCCUUCGCCUUGGUAUCACCAUCUUCACAGGCCAGUGGCGUAAGAUAUGCGGAGUUGGGAGUCUCCCCCACAUCCAUCCAGGGUCUGCUGCAGAGGCAGGGCCUGGGCUCAGGAGGAUACGUUUCUACUGGAGAACAACUGCAGGAGUCGGUGUACUCCAACAGGGGGAAGUAUGAAGACCCUCCUUCAUCCUCCAGACCCCGACCUGUAGGGGGCAGUACAGGGGCCCAGCUUCACCAUCUGACUCAGGUGGGUUUGUCCAGUCAGAUCGGUGCGUACCCUGGAGUAGGUCGCAGUAUGUCUGGACCCACUGGCUCCAGCUGGCACCAGCAGCACUCAGACCAGGACCUAUGCAGACCUGGAGGUAGCAGAGAAAGUGUGCUGUCGUUCCCUGAGUUCUCCUCUUCAUCUGUUUUUCAAAUGCCCAGCUCUUCGUUACGGGACCCAUCGGCUCCGCCCCUCCUCUUAACCUCGCCCACCCCAGAAUAUCCACCCGAGGAUGCCUCACCAUCUGCCCACACAUCCGCCUCCCUCAUCAAGGCGAUCAGGGAGGAGCUGCGACGGCUGGCCCAGAAACAGGCGGCAGUGACCAGCUACCCUUAACUGACCUGCACCUUUUUAAAUCAGGAGUUACAGUAGCUGUUCUACUAGUUGGUUAAGUACCUUGAACUGUGCCGCUAAACGUAAAAUACCCAUGAUCUAAAUGGCAGCGUCUCCUGACGACCAUCAGGACUUAACAGGGUUUUAUCUUUUUAUUUGUCUGUCCACGACCCUUUCGCCCUGCAUUCAUCGCCCAGAUUCACGUUUCCACUAAAGUGCUUCCUGGAGUAGAUCACUGAGGAUCGACCGACCUGGACUUCUACACUGACUCAUCCUUUCUGAACCUCUGGAAGAACAAUACAGCCCCCAACCAUGAAACGAGAGGUCCCUCUGAGUUGUGAAGUUCAUGGCCUUUUGUGGUCUAGUCAUCUACCUUCAACUCUUGGAGCUCAUCCCUCCUGGCCUUCUGAAGUGGAUAAUACCUGUUGGAGUUCUGAAGCAGAAGCAUUGCGAUUGGUUUGAUUUUGAACUUGGAUUGUAUCUAUCUUAGUGGGAGAGUUUUCAAUUGGUCUUUAGUGAACUAGUCACACAUCCUGCUCUUUUGGUUAAAGCAACACCUUGCAGAGUGAAUGUCUCUAGUUGUACAACAAAAUGUUUUCCUGUUGUCUUUGAGUUCCUGGUGUAAAAGGGCCCUUUAAACCUUUGGUCAUUGCUCCCUACUAGAGUUAUGAAGGCUGGGAUGACCCAUCAGUCCUUGUUGAGCUAAUUCUUCACAUGAAGAAAACUUCUGAACCCUUGUAGAUCUGAUGAUGGGUCUUAUGGUUCUACAGCAGAUGAACACUUCUGGAUUAAAUUGACCUUCUGAAUAAUAUGGUAUGGGUUCCCCCUUUUAGAGUUUGAACAAUGUUGCUCCAGUGUUUUCUAGUUUAGUUAUGAUUCAUACGUGGACUUUAUUCAACCUUUUUAGCCUUCUGAGAUAAAUGGGAAACUCUGGAAAUCUGCAGCAGAUCGUUGUUUCCAGGAUAUUUAGGCCAUUGUUAACCUAGAGGGAACAUGUGAAGCUCACUGUCCUUCCAGAACUUGAGGGGCAUUUGCCCAUUCUUGGGGGUGUAUCGUUCCUUCUGAAGCAGGUCAUCUUUCUGGAUUCCCUGUGGUGCUAAUUGUCAGCCUCAUUACAUUUAAACAUUGACCACAUACUGCCUUCCAUGAUCCAUCAGCCACGGUGAUCAUGUAUGCAUCUACGAACCAUACAGAAAAUAUAUUUGCACUGUUUAUAGCAGGAGGUGCAGCAAAGUUCUGACAGCAUGACAAACUAUUAGAAAAAAUACACACACACAUACAUGCACAUAUAUGUGUGUGUGUGUGUGUGUGUGUUCAUAUAAAGCUAUAUAAAUGAAAUACUUAGAAAUAGAAUCCCAAUGAGCACAAUAUUAAUGUGAGAGUUACUAUUGGAGUAUUGAGAUGUUCUGUAUUUUUUAUUGCUUAUAUAUGAAAUUAUGCUUUAAUGCUUUAUUUAAAUCAAAAAAAGACCAAACUACUGUUCCACGGUUGUAAACUCUUGUGUUUGAGCUUGCUGUAGAUUCUGAGACCGUUUGUUGCGUCGCUGCUAGCUUGUGUGUUUGUGUAUCAGUGGUAAAAAAGAAAUUGCAGCAAAAGCAUCACUUCUCCAGCUUUUUGUGAUUCAUCUGUUGCUCCCAUCUGUUUUCUGUAGACACUGAAGAUGGCGCUAAUGUUAUGUUGGAGAUGGUUGCAGUGUGGAGAUGGGAGUCUUGGUUUUCUUCUCAGCUGCAGCUGCUUCUCAAUGAACAGUUUGAUGCUGGACACAAGAGGAUCAGCCAUGAAAAGAAUGAUUCCUCUUUUCAGUGAAGCUCCAAAAAAGAGAGAAAAGGAAAAGAAAUGUCACCAACCUGAGCUGUUGGUUUAGUUUAGUUUCCAUGGAAUCUGGUGGAACUUUUCAUUUUCAAAGCAUAAUCGCUGAAAACAGAAUAAUCAGCAACAGACCCACAUAUUUAGCAUCUGAACGAGACCUCGUUCAUUGUCAUGAUGUUUCCAAGCGGCCCCAGCCCUGCAGCAGCAGGAAAUGUCCAGACUGAACUCGGCAGUGGUAGGAGCUGAAGUUGCAGGGAAAAGGUUUUGUAAACGCAGCUGAAAAGGAGCCAGAGAUAAAAGCAUAAGAAGUGCUGCUCUGGUCCAAACAGUCAGGCUGAUGGUGGUUUACUGGUUUCUGUUCAGGUCAGUCAAAGAGCUUCUUUACCAGCAACAUGUAACCGUUACCAAGGUUACGCCAAUAUGACAAGCUCUACAUUGUUCAGUCAGCUUGUUGAGCGGCGUUUAGACGACUCUGUCCACACGGCAAUGAAAGGAUAAGAUCCUUUUUCACUUCAAAAUACGAGUCAAACUGAACGUUUGCACAUUUCCAUCAGAUCCUAGAAUUCCUCCUGAAUGUUAGAGAAGAAAAAAGCUCCUAUGAUGUCCUGUUAGGAUGAUCAGCUGAAUCAACGUCUCCAAUCCUCAUUGAACUGAACUACAAUAAGAUAAUUCUCUAUUGGGUUAGUGUUGCACUUUCUGCAAUUGGGACGCUUCAUGUUCUGGUCCGUUAAAAGUUCAUGUGGCUCCAACAACCAAACCUGAUUUGCAGGCCAUUAUUAGCUUAUUUUCUGUUUGUGGCAACUUUCCUGGAAGUCUGCAAACAUCUAGAUGAAAGCUUGAUGGAGUUCAAGUGCAGUUUAAGACGAGCUUCUUCUUCUUCUUCUUCUUCUGUCCCAUGGCGUCCACAAGCCCACUUUGCCUCAGGAAGUCCUGACGCUUUGAUUCAGCCGCUGCAUCUCUGCUGAAAGAAUCUGUUGCUUUCAGGAAAGCCGUUGACCUUUUGUUUCCACAUGAGCUUCUGCUUUUCUUGGCAUGUUCCACCAUGUUUAAGGCUUUAGCUGUUUUUGAUGUCCCCAGUAAUGUUCGGCAUGCUGCUAAAAUAUGUAAAAGUUCAAACAGUGAAGAGUUGUUUCACGUCUAGGUCAGUGAGCAGUGAUUCAUGUCUCAGCUCAUUAUUCAUCAGCUUUUUUUAAAUACAUUUCCAAAUGAUAUUUUUUAAUCUCAAAGAAGAUGGUUCUAGUAAACAGUGUAUAAAUGAAAGUGGACAUGAUGUUGAAUAGAAAUAUAUAUAUAUAAAUAUAUCUAAAAAAUAUUUUAUCUGUGAUUGCUAAAUGGACUAAAUGGAAGAUCAGCUCGGCCUGGUGCCAACUCCUCCUUCAUGGACCAACUGCAGAAUGCUACUGGCUUGGAACUCUGAUUGGACAAUGCACCUGUCCGUCAAGCUGUAGGGCUUGGCCACGCCCACAGGAUCACAUGGUGCUAUUUCACAGACUCCAGGUGGAUCUGAAAGCCAUCAGAUCACCGUCAUGAAAAGGACAAAAGUCCUGCAGAUGUUCCAGGCUGCAGGUUCCUCCUGAAUGUUUCCAGCACAAAGUGGAUGUUCCUCCAUGUUUUCGAUGCUCGCAGGUCACAGAAGAUCCUUCGCUAAGCAGAGUGUCCAAAUAUAUUCCAUUUGGGGUUUUGUGAUUCUCACAUCUGCACAGCUUUUUUCUCCUUUGUCACAUUGGACCUAAUAAUGUACAGUAUCAGUUUUACCUGAACUAUGUAUAUCUUUGGACCAAUUGACUCACUGUUGUAGUGCAAACCUGGUAUUUUAGAUCUGUUUGUUAAGAACAAGCGGCAGCUGGACCGUCCUCAUGGUCUGCAGGCUGCCCAGUGAACCAUGAGUUGGUUGUAAUGGAGUCUUUAAAGUCAAAGCUUAAUUUGGGUCCAAAGAAACCCAGAAUGGCAGUGAAAGGCCUGUGGACACGCAGGGUGGCUUCAUCCAAACUAAAUCUGGGUACGAAACAAAAUGACAAACAACUCUUGGCCUUGACCGGCUCUGAGAAAUGAAGAAUAUCUGGUCCUCAGUGAAAACUGCAGUUUUGUCGUGAAGGAACAUCCACUCAGCUGUUGCUCUGAGCUCAACCACAUUCCUGUUUGCUCUUCAGAACCCGACGGCCUGCCCCGACCCGGUGAGUCCAGCUGUGGUCCAGGCCGGGUCUCAGGGUCUCAGGCGAGCCUCGCCUCCUAGUCGCUCUGUGAGCUUCAUAAUCUGGUGUUUCAAGUCCGACUGAUUGUGUUAACAGACAUUAAUAAAGAGACAUUCAGAGUCAAA
Molecule: messenger RNA, 8767 nt
Organism: Poecilia reticulata (guppy)
Lineage: Eukaryota; Metazoa; Chordata; Actinopteri; Cyprinodontiformes; Poeciliidae
Product: UPF0606 protein KIAA1549
Source: RefSeq, a predicted model, not a curated record